Molecule: messenger RNA, 1170 nt
Organism: Didymosphaeria variabile
Lineage: Eukaryota; Fungi; Ascomycota; Dothideomycetes; Pleosporales; Didymosphaeriaceae
Exons: 2
Coding region: 1-1170 (389 amino acids)
Molecular function (GO): hydrolase activity
Source: RefSeq, a predicted model, not a curated record
AUGAUGACUACUGCAAUGAGGAAAACGCGCAAGACGCGCAUAGUGUGCAUCUCUGACACGCACAACCAAACACCUAAGCUACCGCAGGGCGACGUACUGAUCCAUGCGGGGGACAUGACGAAACAGGGAAGUCGGCAUGAGCUAGAGAAGACGGUUAGGUGGCUAGAAGCAGCGGAUUUCGAGGCUAAAAUCGUUGUUGCUGGAAACCACGAUAUGACUCUCGAUGCACCUUUCUUCGAGCAGCACAACACUCGGAUUGGAUCAAGUCAUCCAAGAUGGCCAGAUACUCGCAGCUCUGAGGACAACAAGAGACUGUUGGCCGAGUCGACGUCAAUCACAUAUCUGGAGAACGAGGCUGCAACCAUAUAUUUGAACGCUAAAGACGGCCCGCAUACCUGCUUCAAGGUAUAUGGCAGUCCCAACGUGCCCAACAACAGGGAUUGGGGAUUUGCGUACAAGCCUGGAACAGCUCGAAAGAUUUGGGAUGCGAUUCCCUUAGAUACCGAUAUUGCGGUUACGCAUACCCCACCCUUGGGACACUGCGACAAGGCCGUGCAAGAUGAGCGGACUGGUUGUGAGGAGUUGCUUCACGCUCUCCAUCGUGUUAGACCAAUGCUGUCUGUUUUCGGGCAUAUUCACGAAGCACGUGGUGUAGAAAGGGUGCGGUGGAACCUUGAGUCUCCGGGGAAGGGAAGUCUGACGGAUGGCGUGGAAGUCUGGCAGGACCCAGGCAUGGGCAAGAAGCAGUCAAUGGUAGAUUUGACUGCUAGAGGACGUCGUCCUUUGGAUAACCAUAGCAGGCUGACACGUCAGACAUACAGUCCCAGGCACUUGGCCCGGGGCGAGCCUCCCGGUGGGGGCCUGUCAGGUCUGCCUGGCGUCAUUCAGCCUUCUCAGAUUAAUGCCACCUCGUCCUCCGAGGGCGUAGGUGGUGAGGUAAGUGGAGGCGCAAAGUUUAUGCUUGGAGGAGCAAUUGAGCAUCGCCAAGGAGUGGGCGCAAGCGAGGUCGGACCCGAGCACAAGCCUGACGUGGAUGCCGAUGAGCGGAGAGAAACUGUCAUGAUCAAUGCUGCUUUCUUGGGCCCCCAUCAUCUGAAGACCACGUUCAACAAGCCCAUUGUGGUUGACGUCGAUCUUCCAGUGUGGGUAACGGAAGACGACGCAGGAUGA